GCUCAGCGUUGUUUAGGGACAUUAGGAAGAUGGCGGCUGCCCAGCUCUACUGUGUCUGCCGGCAGCCCUAUGAUUUUAACCGGUUUAUGAUCGAAUGCGACAUUUGUAAAGACUGGUUCCACGGCAGGUAUGGAAAUUAUGGCCUCCUUAACAGAUGUGGAACGGCUGUUGUGUUCAGGUAGUGGAGCACCAUGCUGCUGAUAUCGAUGUUUAUCACUGUCCCAACUGUGAGCCCAUCCAUGGACCCUCCAUGAUGAAAAAGCGUAACAACUGGCACAGACAUGACUACACUGAGCCAAAUGAUGGUACAAGCCCCGUGCAGGCAGGAACUGCUGUGUUUGUGCAGGAACUCCAGACCAGGAGCUUUGCCAGUGGCGAUGAGAUUCUGGUGCCGAUGCAUGGGAGCCAGGUGACACAAUGCUACCUAGAAAGGGAGGGCUUCCAUUACCCUAUUGUGGUCCAAGACCUGGAUGGACUGGGGCUUAAACUGCCCCCUCCCUCGUUCUCUGUCAGCGAUGUGGAGCAUUACGUGGGGGCAAAUAAAGUCAUUGAUGUAAUUGAUGUCGCAAGGCAGGCAGACAGCAAGCUCAAGCUUGGAGAGUUUGUGAAGUAUUACUACCAGCCUGAACGACCAAAAGUGUUGAAUCUCAUCAGCCUGGAGUUCUCUGAUACAAAGAUGUCCAAUUUGGUGGAGGUUCCUGAAAUUGCUCGAAAGAUGUCCUGGGUUGAGAACUACUGGCCUGAUGACUCGUUCUUCCCCAAACCAUUUGUGCAGAAGUAUUGUCUCAUGGGAAUGAAAAACAGUUACACAGACUUCCACAUCGAUUUUGGAGGAACUUCAGUGUGGUAUCACGUUCUCUGGGGAGAGAAGAUUUUCUACUUGAUCAAGCCGACUAAGGCUAACCUUGCACUAUACGAGUCCUGGAGCUCAUCACCCAAUCAGAGUGAAGUAUUCUUUGGGGAUAAAGUCGACAAGUGUUACAAAUGUGUGGUGAAGCAGGGCACUACCAUCUUCCUCCCCACUGGUUGGAUCCAUGCAGUGCUCACUUCUCAGGACUCCAUGGCAUUUGGUGGGAACUUCUUGCAUAACUUAAACAUAGGCAUGCAGCUCAGGUGUUAUGAGAUGGAACGCAGACUGAAGACUCCAGAUCUCUUUAAGUUCCCCUACUUUGAAGCCAUCUGCUGGUAUGUGGCCAAAAACCUUCUGGAGACCCUUAAAGAGCUGCGGGAGGAUAAAUGUCAACCUCAGGGUUAUCUAGUGGAUGGGGUGAAAGCUUUAAUCGCAUCACUGAAGACAUGGCUGAGGAGGGAGUUGACUCAACCCAACAGUGAGGUUCCAGAAAAUAUCAGGCCAAGCCGUCUCAUUAAAGCUCUGACCAAGGAGAUCCGCUAUCUGGAGGAUGAAUCGAAUAAAGCUGGAAAAUCUCAGGGAGAUGCUGAGUGGCCUUUAAAACGCUCAUCACUGGAGAAGGGAUAUCAAGCACAGCGGGCCGCUCGGCAGCUACGAGACCAUCUUCAUCGACACCACCAUCAUCAUCAUUAUCACAGCCGCAAACUGCCCUCCAACUUGGAUGUCUUGGAGCUUCACACGCUGGAGGUAUUAAAGAGGCUGGAGGUCGGUCCUCUUGAGGAGGACCCAGCCUUCACCUCCAAAGUGAAUGGCAAGUUCAAGAAAGUGUCCGCAGUAGCUGUUGAGGGUAGUCAUGACAAUGCCCUGCGCCUGGUGCUAUGUGAUGGCAAAAUUAUGCGGGAGAGGUUAUCUAUCAGUAAUGUGGCAGCCAUAGAGAGUGGAGUGGGAAUGUUGCAGUAUCAUCAACAGGGGAUCACAUUUGAAAGCCUGCUGAUGUGCCCACAAGAAAAAGUGAAAAAAGAAAAGCAGGAGGAUGAAUUAAGAGUACACUGCACUAUCAAGCAGCCAGUCAAUCACGGUCUAACUGUGCAGACAGAACUCAGGACACAUGUGGAGUCUUCAGACAGCGACUCGGAGUCAGAAGCAGAAGAUUCGGCUGAGAAACGCUCCGAGUCCGAGAGUUCUGAGGAAGAGGAUGGAGGAAGCAAGAGAGACUCGGGGAGUUUUGUGGAGCAUCUGAGCGGCCGGCAGCACGGCCACCAUAAUCACACGCUAAAACGAGAACGUCCUACCUCACCGAGUACGGCUGAUGCCAUUCAGGGCAUGCUGUCGAUGGCGGGGCUGCUGUGUCAGCAGGCAUCAGCAGGGGGCGAUAUUUUACAGCAGCACUGGUGGUCCAGUCAGGGUAACAGUAACAGCAGCAGUGACGCAUGGGACAGCAGCGAACCCUGUUCGGCACCCCGCAGCCCGGAGGGAGAGGAUGGGAGCCUUGGAGAGGAAUAUUCAUAUAGAGAGAGCUCACUUUCUCCUCCCCUUCACCCCUCCAAAAGACACGCCCCCAACCCCACACCCAUCAGCAACCAGGCCACUAAAGGAAAGCGUCCUAAGAAAGGACAGGCGACGACUAAACAGAGGCUUGGGAAGAUAUUGAAAAUGAGCCGCCAUAAAGGCUUAUUCCUAUAGCAUGACGGAGGAAAGAAUAAGACGUGUAAUAAAUCAACACCGCUGCUUUUCUUUAUACGCUGGGACUAUUAUCACACACACACUGUUCUCUUACACACCGUGCAUGUUUAGGUGACAGGGUAUGAUUAAUGGCUCACUUUUUUCUUUCACAAUUCACGCAAAAUACAUGCACGCAGGGAAGCUUUACUUUGGACAACAUUUCAACAUGAACAGCUAAAGGUUUCAAGAGGAAGCACAGAGACGGUGUGUGUUCCUACAGCCAGGAAAACGAGCCACAAGUGUGUAUCACGGGCUGAGGCCUCUCCUCUCCCCCACCCUACCUCUCAUCACAUCUGUAGCACGAGUGUCCAGGCAAGUGCAGGCUAAGGACAUCAUAUCCAUGGCCCCGACACUAGGACCAGUUUUCUAUUGGUCUUCAUAUUCCCCUCAAGUCAUUAUCAAUCUGCCUAUUUCUCUCUCCUUUGAUUGUCUCAGGCUGAUGUAUGAGCUUUGGAAAUGGUGCUGAACAUUUAUAAAUCCUUCUCCUAUCCCCUCUGCCCCUUUUAAGCAAUAACUGUACAGCAGUGAGUGAUGUAUCGAUGAUUUAGUGGGCGGUACUUUUUAUCAGGAUGCACAGGAAGUGCUCUCAGAGUGCGAAGUAUUGGUCAUAACAGUACAGCUAUCAAAUGAAAUCCAAAAGUGGCAAAGAGAUAACUAUGUGAAUUUCUUUGAUUUGACAGUGUUUACACUACUUUUAUUCUCGGGAUAAAUAAGCGAUUUAAAGGAAUAUUCUGGGGUGUUUAAGUUUAAGUUUUGCUGUUGAAAACCGAUUUGAGUUGUAAACAAAACAUUAGAUUUAACAGAUUUACAUUGCUAGUCUUGCAAGUCUUGUAUUGCAGGUGCAUCGGAUUUUUGUCAGCCUUUCUGAUUUAUUUAGCUUUUUUUUUUUUUACUACGAAAGCUAUUUAAAUAUUGCUCUCACUCUGGGAAUAUUGAGGAAAAUAGGUUGCCACGCAUUAAUUAGCCUUUGUCACAACCCAGUGGUCACAGAGAGGUACUGCACCCUGAAGCGCUGCCUCUGAAAUACUGUGUAUGUGAAGCAGUUUGCGAGGACUAAAUACGCUUGUCACGUGAUUGAGAAUGAUCUUUAGCGCAUUCUGCAUUAUUUAUGUUCUAUUUUGUUUGAUUUAAAAUAUUGUUGACUGAACAUCUUAUUUAUUAAUUUCAAAUAUAUAAUGAGUGAUAUUGCAUUGAGUUUCCACUGUAUGGAAUAGUUUUGUAAAUAGGAGUAUAAUUUUGAAUAUCAUCAAUUCAAGAGAAAUUAGCUCUUGUUUAGGUUCAGCUUUAUGGGUUUUGUAGUUAACACGUUUAAUGCUACUUAAAAUUUGAUUUUUUUUUUUCUUUCUUAAAUUUACCUCUAAUCUUUUUUUUUUAUAAAUAUAUAUAAUGUUGCUUUAUGUUGUCUUUAUGACCUGUUGAAACGGGACAAAGGAAUUUCAUUGGGAGCGACAAAAAAAAAGUGGUGCUAGUGUGUGAAUUUCUUAGAGAGGCUAUGAAACGUUUUCUCAGGGAACAUCGAACAGGUGACAUCUUUGAAUUCAUCACCAGCACUGUCAUACAAUCUCAAAGUUUUAUACCCAUUUCCACAAAAUUGCCAACAAAUGUAUGUAUUCCCAAUUAUUAUAACUUUUUGGUCUGGUGGAUGUCAAUUCCAGAUUCAGAACAAAAUUGUGUUGCGCUGUACAGUAUGUAGAAAAAACUUUGACAUGGAGCAGCACCGACAGCUUUUGAUCCGCUAUUUUCCACUGUUGUGUGAGAGGUCUGUCGGCUUGAAAAGCAAAUGCACUACUUUGGAUGACUUGAGUUGAAUAACUGCUAAAACUCAGGCUUUGUUACAGUUUUGAGGUUUGCUCAUGCGCAUGUGUUUAAUGGAAAACAUGUUCCUCUGUUCCACUGACUAACCUCACUAUAGAAGAGCACCCAUUGUAAACCCGAGCAGGUUUCCUUUGCUUCGACACAUUAAUUGUACAGUAUUUAUUCAUCUCUAGCAUUCAUUUCCAUUUUCAACUGUGGUAUAGACUUAAUGUCACUGUGUUUCGAAAAGCUGUGUUCUGUACCUCCUCUUCAACAUUUCCCAGAGUUCUCUUUGGACGUGAUGGAUUUUCUCCAAUGCAAUGUAUAUUAAAAUGAGGGAAAUGUUUUGUAGAUCACACUGUUCUCCCCUUCCCUUUACCAAAUGUUAAGUGAUAAAACACUGUUCUGCUGACAAA
Molecule: messenger RNA, 4782 nt
Organism: Carassius gibelio (silver crucian carp)
Lineage: Eukaryota; Metazoa; Chordata; Actinopteri; Cypriniformes; Cyprinidae
Gene: kdm7aa
Product: lysine (K)-specific demethylase 7Aa
Exons: 18
Coding region: 155-2533 (792 amino acids)
Biological process (GO): regulation of transcription by RNA polymerase II; protein demethylation
Molecular function (GO): transcription coregulator activity; histone demethylase activity
Source: RefSeq, a predicted model, not a curated record